Molecule: messenger RNA, 1416 nt
Organism: Eptesicus fuscus (big brown bat)
Lineage: Eukaryota; Metazoa; Chordata; Mammalia; Chiroptera; Vespertilionidae
Gene: MMP13
Product: matrix metallopeptidase 13
Exons: 10
Coding region: 1-1416 (471 amino acids)
Biological process (GO): proteolysis; collagen catabolic process; extracellular matrix organization
Cellular component (GO): extracellular matrix
Molecular function (GO): zinc ion binding; metalloendopeptidase activity
Source: RefSeq, a predicted model, not a curated record
AUGCACUCAGGUGUCCUGGCUGCCUUCCUCUUCUUGAGCUUGACUCCUUGUUGGUCCCUGCCCCUUCCCAACGAUGAGGAUGAUGAGGAUCGGUCUGAGGAAGACUUCCAAUUUGCAGAGCGCUACCUCAGAUCAUACUACCAUCCCCUGAAUCCCGCCGGCAUCCUGAAGAAGACUGCAGCCAGCUCCAUGGUGGACAGGUUGCGAGAAAUGCAGUCUUUUUUUGGCUUAGAGGUGACUGGCAAACUUGACGAUAAGACCAUAGACAUCAUGAAAAAACCAAGAUGUGGGGUUCCUGAUGUGGGUGAAUACAAUGUUUUCCCUAGAACUCUCAAGUGGUCCAAAAUGAACUUAACCUACAGAAUUGUGAAUUAUACCCCUGACAUGACUCAUUCUGAAGUGGAAAAGUCAUUCAAAAAAGCCUUCAAAGUUUGGUCUGAUGUGACACCCCUGAAUUUUACUAGACUUCACAGUGGCACUGCUGAUAUCAUGAUCUCUUUUGGAACUAAAGAGCAUGGCGACUUCUACCCUUUUGAUGGCCCCUCUGGUCUGCUGGCUCAUGCUUUUCCUCCUGGGCCAAAUUACGGAGGAGAUGCCCAUUUCGAUGAUGAUGAAACUUGGACAAGUAGUUCCAAAGGCUACAACUUGUUUCUUGUUGCUGCCCAUGAGUUUGGCCACUCCUUAGGUCUCGACCACUCCAAGGACCCGGGGGCACUCAUGUUUCCUGUCUAUACCUACACUGGCAAAAGCCACUUCAUGCUUCCUGAUGACGAUAUGCAAGGGAUUCAGUCUCUCUAUGGUCCAGGAGAUGAAGACCCCAACCCUAAACACCCCAAAACACCGGACAAAUGUGAUCCCUCCUUAUCCCUCGAUGCCAUUACCAGUCUCCGAGGAGAAACAAUCAUCUUUAAAGACAGAUUCUUCUGGCGCCUGCAUCCUCAGCAGGUCGACGCGGAGUUGUUUCUAACAAAAUCGUUUUGGCCAGAACUUCCCAACCGUAUUGAUGCUGCAUAUGAGCAUCCCUCCCAUGACCUUAUCUUCAUCUUUAGAGGCAGAAAAUUUUGGGCUCUUAAUGGCUAUGACAUUCUGGAAGGUUAUCCCAAAAAAAUAUCCGAACUAGGAUUUCCCAAAGAGGUUAAAAAGAUAAGUGCAGCUGUUCACUUCGAGGACACAGGAAAGACGCUCUUCUUCUCAGGAAACCAGGUCUGGAGCUAUGAUGAUACUAACCAUGUGAUGGAUAAAGACUACCCCAGACCAAUAGAAGAGGACUUCCCAGGAAUUGGUGAUAAUGUAGAUGCUGUCUACGAGAAAAAUGGUUAUAUCUAUUUUUUCAACGGGCCCAUACAGUUUGAAUACAGCAUCUGGACUAACCGUGUUGUUCGGGUCAUGCCAGCAAAUUCCCUAUUGUGGUGUUAA